This is a messenger RNA of Dermacentor silvarum, 4937 nucleotides long. It is a transcript of the gene MED14, whose product is annotated as mediator of RNA polymerase II transcription subunit 14. The record is from RefSeq and is a predicted model, not a curated record. The coding region runs from base 253 to 4803 and encodes 1516 amino acids. Gene Ontology annotation, molecular function: transcription coregulator activity. NCBI's taxonomy places the organism in Eukaryota, Metazoa, Arthropoda, Arachnida, Ixodida, Ixodidae. The transcript is spliced from 36 exons. Gene Ontology annotation, biological process: regulation of transcription by RNA polymerase II. Gene Ontology annotation, cellular component: mediator complex; core mediator complex.
CGCCAGUACGCGAGUAUGAAGAUGGAGUACGCAGUGGUGUAGAUAGUUCGUUGCCUGCAUCUUUAACUGCUGUUUUUAGUUAUUUAUUUUCAGCAAUGGUCUGUUUUCUUAUUAAUUGUUUACGCUUUCCUUGUUAUUUAUGAGCUGCCUACCUCGCUACCUUUGUGAAGUGCUUGUUUGUGAGAACUUGGCAAGUUCAGUCUGACGACGUUUCUGAAACAGAUGAUGGACUGAGCAAAGUUUGGUGCCAAGAUGUCUAUGCAGGUUGCCAACAUAUCCCCAGGGGGGGCGGGGAGCAUACCCCUGGGGAGGCUCAUUGACUUCAUCUUGCAAAGAACUUAUCAUGAACUGACUGUGCUUGCCGAGCUGCUUCCUCGCAAGACAGAUGUGGAACGAAAGAUUGAGAUUGUGCAGUUUGCCAGCAGCACACGGCAGCUAUUUGUCCGGCUGCUUGCACUUGUGAAAUGGGCAGCAAGCGCAGCCAAAGUGGAAAAAUGUGCUAACAUCGUAGGAUUUUUGGACAAGCAGAACAUGCUGUUUGUGGAGAUGGCCGACAUUCUGGCCAUGAUGGCUAGAGAGACGCUCGUACAAGCAAGGUUGCCUAGCUUUCACAUACCAUGUGCUGUCGAGGUUCUAACCUUGGGCACAUACUCCAGGCUGCCCACAUGCAUUCGGGACAAGAUUGUGCCUCCUGACCCUAUAACCCCUGUAGAGCGGAAAAGCACUCUGCAACGACUGGAUCAGAUCAUCCAGUAUCGUCUUGUCUCGUCCGACCUGCCUUCCCAAAUGAGAUCGCACAGAAUUGAAAACGGAAGGGUAACAUUUCAUGUGGAACAUGAGUUUGAAGUGUCACUCACGCUGAUGGGAGAUGGGCCUCACAUUCCUUGGAGACUUUUGGACAUCGACAUUCUGGUGGAGGACAAGGAGACAGGAGACUGCAGGUCCCUGGUGCACCCACUACAAGUGCAGUUCAUUCAUCAGCUUAUCCAGGCUCGACUGGUGGACAAUCCAAAACCUCUGCACGAGCUCUACACUUGCCUACACUCCUUUUGCCUUAGUUUACAGUUGGAGGUAAUUCAUUCUCAGUUGAUACGGUUGUGUCGGGAGCGACUGGGUGAUUUUGUACGUGUUGAGGAGUACAAGGCAGGACAGAAUCUGGUGGUGCAAUACUGGAGGGACCAGAUGGCGAAGGAGCGGCACGCGUACCAGCUGAACAUCCACGUGGAUCCAGUAGAUCCUGGGAAGCCUCUUCGGGUGGCACAUAACCCGAUGCUUCCGCACAAAGAUGCUGUGUGGGCUGACCAGGCCAUCAAGUCGGAGUUCUUGUCAGUGGAGAAGCUUCUCAUUCAGACGAUCCACAUUCGAACAAAACAGCGUCUGUCUGAUCUCCGAGACCGGCUCAAAAGUUUUCUUGGGUCCUCCGUAGAAUGUCCAAUCCAGGGCUCGCCAGCUGUGCUGCAGGUUCCCCUUCUGCAGCCCUGCAUGCAGUCUGAGAACCUGCUCGUCACAGUGGACACCCAUACAGGAUACUUCCUGGCAUUUGUACCUCAGUACAAUCCGCCCAUGAUUGGUGACAUCCAAGAGGCACUCAACAAAGAUACCAGCAAGCUUGACAGCCUCCUGAUCGAUCUCAAGUUUUGGAUGACAGUGAAACGUUGCGAAAAGACGCUGCAGCAUCUGCCUGUUUUGACGACCACAACAAUUCCCUUGGUGGUUCCGCGGGGCCACAUUGCCAGCAAGCUGGGCCCGCACACCCUCUAUGUCAAGCUUUGCAAGCAUCAGAAUUUCUAUGUGGUGGUGGACUUGAAGGAGAGCCCAGGCAACCCACUGGACAUUGUACAGACCUACUACCUGAUGACAGUGAAGCCACAGGCUUUGCCAGACGAAGACGUGACCGCACUUGGCGGGGGAGUUUCUGCUCCCACCAGUGGUAUGACUGGUGGUGCUGCCACCCCUUCGGGAGCUUCUACACCAUUGAGCCAGUCAGGGAGUGGGGCAGCAUCUUCCGUUCCAUCCAGUACGGUGCCAACUACUGUCACUGUGGGCCGGAGUUCUGAGGAAGGCACAGCUAUGGAAACGGAACUGCCCAAAGCAUUUCUGCGAGUGGCCAACUUCCUCCAGUUGGACACAUUCGCCAUUGUGCACGGGCCCUGCACUAAAAUUGACAUGUCCUUGCUUUCUGCUGGUGGGAAGAGAAAGCUCGUUUCGGCUUCCAAUGAGACGCUGGCCAAGCAACCUCGUUAUGCGGGCUACUUCAUAAGUGAACUGGCCCAUGUGGUGGCCUUCUGUGAUGACCGCAUUCCUUUCUGCACCCUGACUGUAGAGCUCAACAAAAGAAACAUCUGCCACCAGGGUAUGCAGAUUGAAGCCAAUGGGACGAACUUCCUGGUCAAGAUUGUACAGAUGCCUGCAGGCGAAGACUGGGAGAAAGAGACAGCAGCAGCACUGCAGGCUGCAACACUGAGCUGCACGUUACGGCUUCAAGUCAAAGGCAUCAAGGCUUGGCAAGCUGAGUUUGUGUUCUGCAGCUGCCCGCUGCCCAGUCAGUCACCCAAGGAACGGGGCCCCCGGCGACCUGUGUGCUUCAUGUACGACUUUGCAGCUGGCGCACCUGCCCAGGUGGCAUCCAUGGUGGAGGAGAUGCUGCAAGACUGGAACACCAUCGGGCACCUCUACGGUGUUGUGCUGCGAUUUGCUGAGGCCCUGCGUCUAGACCAGCACAAUUCUCUCAUGUCUGUUGUGGACAUCAAAUCCUUCACGUACAAGAAGUUGGUUCUUGGUUAUGGCAUGAACAAAGCCAGCACUGUGACCAUCUACUGGCGUCACUCAGAGAAGCGCUUCCAUCUGGCUUUUGGUGUUGUGGGCCACACUGCUUCGGCCAGCAACCCACACACUGUGGUGGCUCCACAGCUCCAACAUGAGUUCAACCAGCACCGCUCGAUAGCCACAUUGGUUGAGGUGUUGAGAGACACCUAUGCACCACUCCUUUCCCUCACCAAGCUCCCAUCUGCACCUCAGCUCGGUGUCAUCAACAGUAGGCCUCAAGUUCCAGUUCAGACAUUUGUCAUAAUUCCUCAGUCAUCAACUCAUCUUCGCCUUGUAUAUAGAAAUACUUAUGUCCUCGACAUCCAGUGCCGGCCAGAGGGCUUUGUGGCAGUCAGGGACGGCGCAUACAGCAAAUUUGAUAAAACCAAGGCUGUCGAAGAUUUCACCCCAAUUCAGGGACUGAGGGCUUUCCUGAGCAAGUUUGUGGAUGAGAGUGCAUGCCAGCUACGAAGGCGCUCCCAGUCAGAGGAUGACAAUCCUCCGUCACCGAUCCCUACACUCGAAGGUAUGGAUUCCUUUUUGGGGACUGGGCUGCGGCCAAACUCACCAGCGCAGCGUGGGCAAGAUAGCAGUUCAGCCGCUGCUGCUGCAGUUGCCGCCGCCACAGGUGGACUGCGCUUCCACCAUCCUAUGACGCCACCCUCCAACCCUCACACACCAGCCUCACCCCACCCUUCAGUGCUGUCUCAGGCACAGAGCCCUGGGCACCUCUUUGGUGCUGGCUCCCCUGUGAACCCCCUCCACGCCCCCUCGCCAUCCUUUCUGGCUCCAUCCCCUUCGCAAGUGCCCAUGCCCAGCCCUGCCACACAAGGAUACAUGGCAUCCUCUCAGCAGCCUGGUAGCCACCCAGAGGGUGGGUCACCCUUUCCCACACCAGGGGGCUCCACAGGAAGCAUGUCAUUGUCGUCACCCAUUCCUGGUACGUGGCCAGGCAGCCCUUCAGUACCGCGCCCAUCCCCACGCCUGGCACCAUCACCACAUGCACCUCCGUCAGUUGGCGGUGCUCCCAUGCACAGCCCACAGACAGGUGCGCCUCUUGACCACAAGCCACCUUUGCCACAUCAAGGUUUGGGAAUGCCUGGAGGUGCGGCCCGAGUGCUUCCGCAGCGGUCGUGGGCUGCUGCCAUACCAACCCUGCUCUCACACAAGGCACUCGACUUGGCCUGUCAGAGUGGGGUUCAUGGUGGACCCAUGGGAGCUGGGGCACUCAUGGGAGGUGGCGCCCUGGCCCCACACUGUUCAUCGCUCGAACGCUUCCUUGGCUGUGUCUUCAUGCGCAAGAGCCUCCAUCGUGUGGUUCUGGGAGAUGAUAAUAUGACAAUGCUGGCUCCAGCAGAGCCUGGUGUGAUCCAGUUCCGGGCAGAGACGCUGCAGUGCCGUGUGAGCUUGAACCCCACCACACUGCAGUCGCUUCACCUCAAGCUUUCCCAGUCAGGGCCCACUGAACAGUGGGCACCUGAGGAGCUCCAGCUGCUGGAGCGAUACUUUGACACCAAGGUUGCAAGCUUCCCAUACAAGCCCAAUGCCUUCAUGUCAUUCACAAGGCUGCUUAAUGCACCCAUCAACAUUCUCAAAGACUUUGUUCAGCUAAUGAGGCUGGAGCUGGCCCCAGACCGGAACAUGAAGUGGAGCAUGCAGCUGUGCCUGACCAUUCCGCCUGCCGCGCCACCCAUUGCGCCCUCUGGCAUGAGCUCAAUCGUCAUGAUCAAGAACAAGAUGCUGUUCUUCUUGCAGCUGAGCCGGCUGGUGCCGGGCGAGCCAUCGCACAUAGCGGUGCCCGUGGUGUACGACUUGAGCGCCAACGUGAUGCAAGUGGCCGACAAGCGGCUCGAGGCCCCUGGGGCACAGCCCAAUGCACCUGUCACACUCAUCAAUGCCAUGCUGCGCCGCUUUGCUGAGUUUGCCCCACCCAACGAAUGCUGCAUCUAUCCAUCAAUUCGAGAAAUUCUCACCAGUCUCACCAUUCCACCUCAGUGACGCAUUCAUCCUGCAGGGCUCAGUCGCAUGAAGAAAGAAAAUGCAAAUGGUAUGCACACAUGCAAGUUGGAGAAAGGGGAAUCCUAACAUCACAAUAAAUUUCAUGUUCUGAGUUCACACUUUUAACAAAACAA